AUGCUCCUCCAAAAGAGCUCCCUUCCAACCUCGUUGUUUCAGCGCUGCCUUCUCUCAAUAUCCUAUAACUAUUCCACUUCAAAUAAUUCUCGUUCUGUUCGCAGGUCCUCUGUCAAGAACGAUGUUUGCCCGACUGUUCGCAAUCGCGUUUCUUCUACUCGCACUGGUAGGCACAGCAUCAGCCCAGAUUCUUGGACGUCCAUUUAUCGCACGCCCGGUUAUAAUGAGGCCUGUACCUGUUGGACCAGGUCCAAGGAUCUACGGAUAAAAUUAUGGGAUGGCAAAGGAUUAAAGACAACUGUGAAGUAA
Ostertagia ostertagi is the source of this 309-nucleotide messenger RNA. The record is from the annotation of a GenBank genome assembly. Lineage: Eukaryota; Metazoa; Nematoda; Chromadorea; Rhabditida; Trichostrongylidae.